Molecule: messenger RNA, 1385 nt
Organism: Colossoma macropomum (tambaqui)
Lineage: Eukaryota; Metazoa; Chordata; Actinopteri; Characiformes; Serrasalmidae
Exons: 8
Coding region: 206-1189 (327 amino acids)
Source: RefSeq, a predicted model, not a curated record
UCCUCUGAACAGUUCAAUAGUGUAGUGCGUGCUGUGUGUGUGUGAGUAUGCUGUGUGUGCAGGCAUCCUGUUCCAGCUGGCGGUUUCAGACUCGAUGAUGACGAUAGCUCUCAUAAAGGCCCGAGAGGAAAGAAGCGGUUUCAUGUGAAAAAGGCGCGUGUAGAUCGUUUCUAUCAAGUGCAGGAGAAGACACCAAAAAAGCAAGAUGCCUAAAGCUCACGUCUACCUGUAUGUCCUCGUGGCUCUGUCGUGUGUCUAUGGGGUGAUGAGUUUUGAUAGAGACACAAACAGCACCACCAGGGCCGCCACAAACAAUUCUGACCACACCUCACAGCCACAAGGCACCAAUCUGACUGAUAGCAGCCCUGAGGAUUAUUCCAGUACUGUCUCAACGAAGCCAACAGAGGAUGACAAUAAUGUCAGUGAUACCUUGGAAAAUGAAAAUGAUACAUCGACAACCGUUAGCCAAGAUGAAGAUGAUCAUACCGAUGAAAACAUAACACCCACCACUCACAGUCAGAGCACCACCACCGCCACCACUCACAGUCAGAGCACGUCUGAAGAUGUAACAUUCUCAAGGCCUCACACCAGGCCAGUCACUCACAUCAUUUCCACCACUGCUAAAGCCUCUACGACUCCAGUGGGAAAAACUGAAGCCACAGAUGGAGGUGGAGCCCAAGGCCUCGGGGUGGCCUUUCUUAUCAUCAUCUUGAUCAUCGUCAUCGCUCUUGCUGUCAUUCUGUACAUUCUUUGGAAGAAAGGAAGGAGCUACUCCUUUGAUCUGACCAACACGGGCAAUGACCACGACACCCCGCUCCGGAGUAUGGAACACGGGGGGACCUUCGAACAAACCAGCAAAGAACUGUCUGCUGCAGAGUGCGAUCAAGAGGAAAAAACCCACGAGACCAACUCUACAGCCAACGGGUGUGCAGGAGAGACGCCUAAACAAGCAGCAUCCUCUGAGCGGCAGAACGUUCCUGAAGAAGACAGCUUCAUGUCCGACACCAGUCUGACUCCGCCCAUGAAAAAGGUGGAGUUUAAUCUGGAUCUGGACCUGAUAAGUGGAGAACCUGAACCUGAAGCUGAACCUAACGACUCACAGCAAAAUGAAAACAACAACAACUUCACAAGCACUGGAAUUGAUUCUUUGGACCUCUUCACUGAAAUUAACCUGGAUGAGCCACAGUAACAAGACCAUAAUCCAUUAUGAAACUCCAUGAAGACUUUGUCAUUUUCUCAGCAGAUCACCGGAAUGAUACCACACAUUUUGUACAUUCUUAAGUAUAGCCUAUACAUACACAAAGCAUCACCAUGUCAUUUUUAUUAGUACAAUUCUUUUUCUUGUUUUUUAUUUGCAUGAAAAAAUGUAAAAAUUGUAAAAAUGC